Molecule: messenger RNA, 1662 nt
Organism: Ilex paraguariensis (yerba mate)
Lineage: Eukaryota; Viridiplantae; Streptophyta; Magnoliopsida; Aquifoliales; Aquifoliaceae
Source: the annotation of a GenBank genome assembly
AUGUCGUAUAAUUGCUUGGCACUUUGUAGGGUGAGCGAGAACAUCAAACACUUUCAACACCAUAAGUAUGAUAUUCCUAGUGUUUGGGUUUUUGAGCUGAUGAGCGAUCUAUUCACUAUGGAGCAAUUCGAUUUUGGUGGUGCUUCUGAUGAACACAGUUCUUUCAAGGAAUUCGACUGUGAGGUAGGAGGGUACAUUGCAAAGCAAACUCAAUUGUGUGGAAUAGAAGAUUGGUUGGUAUCAAUAGACACCAAUUUAUCUUAUUCUGGGCUUGGGCUCUAUGAAGACAACACCAUUGCGGAUGAGAUGUUGCUAUCCAAAUAUCAACGAGAACAACUACAAUUGUUUUCUCAUUUCAGAUGUUUAGAUGAUUUAUGUUUUGAUAUUGUCUCCCCCCUAUUUCCAUCGUGUGAUGACAAAAUUUCAAACCCUGUCAGUAUCCACCCUGAAAAUGUGCAGUUUAUGGAACCCAUGAAGGACAAAGCAGUCAUAUCUCCUUUAGCAUCACUUAAGAUCAUCAACAACUAUGAAAGCAGAUUCAGACGGUUGAGUGGGAAGCAGAUAAAUAUGCAGACUUACGACACUAAUGUGAGUAGUCAAAAAUUGUCAACUGGUAAAAUUAGUAGGUUAGCUAGAGAAAAGUUCAUUCAAUCUUGUUCUCAACGUGUUGAUGAACUCUCCAGUCUUAGCCAUCUGUAUCCCAGUUCAUUUUUGGGCCUAGCUAUAGAGGAGGCUAAAGAUGUGGGACUCGUCCAUUGUCUUCUAGCUUCAGCUGAAAAAGUAGGCCAGCGACAGUUUGAUCGGGCAAGCAAGCUGCUCAACCAUUGUGAUGGUUUGUCUUCCAAUAAAGGAAAUGCUGUUCAGAGAUUAGCAUUCUAUUUUUCUAAAGCUCUUCGAGAGAAGAUCAAUCGAGAAACAGGAAGAGUCACAUCAAGGGGUUUGGAAAAGAAACAAUCAUUAGAUCUUGAAGAGGCAAUGAUGAUCCCAAACAUUGCUAUCGUUUCAUUUUGCCAAAAGCUGCCCUCCUCUCAGGUUGUCCAAUUCACUCUAGUUCAGAUCAUAGUUGACAAUGUAGCAGAGGCAAAAAAGGUCCAUAUAAUUGACCUUGACCAUCAGGGGUGGAAUGCUAUGUACGGUUUUGAUGCAACUCUUGCAGCUCGACGUAAAUAUCCACUUGAGCAUCUCAAGGUCACUGCCAUUGGAACUAGAUUCAAAACAAAACUUGAGGAGACAGGGGAGCGGUUGAUGAGUUUUGCUCGGUCCAUAAACUUACCAUUCUCUUUCCAUGUAGUUAUGGUAACAGACAUGCUAGAUCUCAAUGAAGAUGUUUUUGAGCUUGAUACUGAGGAAACACUUGCUGUCAACUCAUCAUAUUCAUUGCGGAGCCUGAUUGCAUGGACAGAUCUUUUGGAAUGCUUGAUGAGAGUGAUGAGGAAAAUUCAUCCUUGUGUCAUGGUGGUCAGUGAAAUUGAAGCAAACCAUAAUUCACCAGUAUUUGUUGCCCUUUUCAUUGAAGCUCUCUUAUCUUAUGGUGCAUUUUUUGAUUCUCUUCAAGAUUGUAUGAGUCAUGAUGAAUCAAAUAGAAUCAUUAUAGAAUCUAUGUAUUUUAGUCAGGCAAUCCAGAACAUUGUGGCCGCAGAGGGAGAGGAGAGGACAAUUUGA